Molecule: messenger RNA, 1290 nt
Organism: Electrophorus electricus (electric eel)
Lineage: Eukaryota; Metazoa; Chordata; Actinopteri; Gymnotiformes; Gymnotidae
Gene: prpf38a
Product: pre-mRNA processing factor 38A
Source: RefSeq, a predicted model, not a curated record
CCCGGAAGCACAGUGGUUCAUUUGUUUCUCAUCGAACCGCAUGAACGUGUUUCAUUCAUUUAUAUUUUUGUGAAAUGGCAAACAGAACCGUUAAAGACGCAAACAGUAUACAUGGAACUAAUCCCCAAUACCUUGUGGAGAAAAUUAUACGAACGCGAAUUUACGAGUCUAAAUACUGGAAGGAAGAAUGCUUUGGCCUUACAGCUGAGCUUGUUGUGGACAAAGCAAUGGAACUAAAGUAUGUCGGUGGAGUGUAUGGUGGAAACAUCAAACCGACACCAUUCUUGUGCCUGACCCUAAAGAUGCUCCAGAUUCAGCCCGAAAAGGACAUCAUUGUUGAGUUCAUCAAGAAUGAAGAUUUCAAAUAUGUUCGCUUGCUUGGAGCAAUGUAUAUGCGCCUGACAGGCACCUCAGUGGACUGCUACAAGUAUUUGGAACCACUGUAUAAUGAUUAUAGAAAAAUCAAAAGUCAAAACAGAAAUGGAGAGUUUGAGCUGAUGCAUGUGGAUGAGUUCAUAGAUGAACUACUUCAUGGAGAACGUGUGUGUGACAUUAUUCUCCCAAGGCUUCAGAAAAGGCAAGUUCUGGAGGAGGCUGAGCAGCUAGAUCCUCGCAUCAGUGCACUUGAAGAAGACCUAGAUGAGGUGGAGUCCAGCGAAGAUGAGGAUGAGGAGGAGGAGAAGCCGGAGAGGGUCCAGACGCCAGAGCCACACAGACGAAGUUACAGAGAUAUGGAUAGGCCUCGAAGGUCUCCUUCUCCACGCUACAGACGCAGCCGUUCACCCAGAAGACGAAGCAGGUCACCCAGGAGACGAAGCCCGUCACCCAGACGUGAGCGCGAGCGAGACCGCCACCGCAGUAAGAGUCCCCGCAGACACCGCAGCAGGUCCAGAGACAGGAGGCACCGCUCCAAAUCUCCAGGUCACCACAGAAGUCACAGACAUCGCAGCCACUCAAAGUCCCCCGAAAGUCGAUCAAAGAAGAGUCACAAGAGGAGUCGAAGAGGAAAUGAAUGAUUGAUUUCUUUAAUUGUUUUUAUGUAAUACUUGUAUUAGUAAUGUAAAAAAUAGAUUCAUGUUGUUUAUCUUCUCGUUUUGAUGCUAUGAUCUACCUUUUAUAUUUGGGUGGUUAUAAAACUUUUUUUCAGACAAUUUUUAUUCUUAAAGUAUAUUGCAGUAGUCCUUAAAAUAUAUUGUGAUCAUAGGGUCAAUUAUGAAACCACAAUAAAUCGUUGCUUUGUGAUUUUAACAUGUCAGUUCCUUCAUGUUGCAUUAAAACACCAUGUAUUUA